Molecule: messenger RNA, 505 nt
Organism: Nyctereutes procyonoides (raccoon dog)
Lineage: Eukaryota; Metazoa; Chordata; Mammalia; Carnivora; Canidae
Gene: PHLDA2
Product: pleckstrin homology like domain family A member 2
Exons: 1
Coding region: 64-459 (131 amino acids)
Biological process (GO): placenta development; positive regulation of apoptotic process
Molecular function (GO): phosphatidylinositol phosphate binding
Source: RefSeq, a predicted model, not a curated record
CCGCCGCCUCGCGAGCGCUGCCCUCUCGUCGCCGCCGCCGCCGCCGCCGCCGCCGCCGCCGCCAUGAAGACUCCCGGCGAGGUGCUGCGCGAGGGCGAGCUGGAGAAGCGCAGCGACAGCCUGUUCCAGCUCUGGAAGAAGAAGCGCGGCGUGCUCACCCCCGACCGCCUGCGCCUCUUCCCCGCCGGGCCCGGCGCGCGCCCCAAGGAGCUGCGCUUCCACUCCAUCCUCAAGGUGGACUGCGUGGAGCGCACCGGCAAGUACGUCUACUUCACCAUCGUCACCACCGACCGCAAGGAGAUCGACUUCCGCUGCGCGGGCGAGAGCUGCUGGAACGCGGCCAUCACGCUGGCGCUCAUCGACUUCCAGAACCGCCGCGCCCUGCAGGACUUCCGCAGCCGCCAGGAGCGCGCCGCGCCCGCCGCGCCCCCCGAGCCCCGGCCGCCCCGCGCGCCCUGAGCGCCCCGCGGUGAGUGCCGGCCGCCGGGCGGGCCCGGGCGGGGGA